Messenger RNA from Paramormyrops kingsleyae, 4196 nucleotides. Its product is annotated as eukaryotic peptide chain release factor subunit 1-like. Gene Ontology annotation, biological process: translational termination. Lineage: Eukaryota; Metazoa; Chordata; Actinopteri; Osteoglossiformes; Mormyridae. Gene Ontology annotation, molecular function: translation release factor activity. The record is from RefSeq and is a predicted model, not a curated record.
UGGACUCUAAGGCCUGGGAGGGUCAUAAAGGCCCUAAGUUGUCGCGCACUUUACUGACACUCGUAGCCGGGUGAAAAAGGCCUCCCCACCCGGUUAGUCAGCUAGCCAGCUAGGUGCCGAAGCGAUUACAGCAGGAAAGAUGGCGGACGACCCGAGCGCAGCGGACAGAAACGUGGAGAUCUGGAAGAUAAAGAAACUGAUCAAAAGUCUCGAAGCGGCGCGGGGAAAUGGCACCAGCAUGAUCUCCUUGAUCAUUCCUCCCAAGGACCAGAUUUCCCGUGUGGCCAAAAUGUUGGCAGACGAGUUUGGCACGGCCUCGAACAUCAAGAGCAGAGUCAACCGGUUGUCUGUGCUGGGAGCCAUUACAUCUGUGCAACAACGGCUCAAGCUGUACAACAAGGUGCCACCCAAUGGACUGGUGGUGUACUGUGGCACCAUUGUGACUGAGGAGGGCAAAGAGAAGAAAGUGAAUAUCGACUUUGAACCUUUUAAACCUAUCAACACUUCACUAUAUCUCUGUGACAACAAGUUCCACACCGAGGCUCUCACAGCUCUGCUCUCCGAUGACAGCAAGUUUGGCUUCAUCGUGAUCGACGGGAGUGGUGCCCUCUUUGGCACCCUGCAGGGUAACACCAGGGAGGUGCUGCACAAGUUCACUGUGGAUCUGCCAAAGAAGCACGGGCGAGGCGGUCAGUCGGCUUUGCGUUUUGCUCGGCUGAGGAUGGAGAAGAGGCACAACUACGUGCGCAAGGUGGCGGAGACGGCGGUGCAGCUCUUCGUGUCCAACGACAAGGUCAACGUGGCUGGCAUGGUCCUGGCCGGCUCGGCCGACUUCAAAACCGAGCUCAGCCAGUCAGAUAUGUUUGACCCGAGGCUGCAGGCCAAGGUGUUGAAGCUGGUCGACAUCUCGUACGGAGGGGAGAAUGGCUUCAACCAAGCCAUUGAGCUGUCUGCUGAAGUGCUAUCCAAUGUGAAGUUUAUCCAGGAGAAAAAGCUGAUAAGUCGCUACUUUGAUGAGAUUAGUCAGGAUACGGGGAAGUACUGCUUCGGUGUAGAGGACACCUUGAAGGCCUUGGAGAUGGGUGCCGUGGAGAUCCUCAUCGUCUACGAGAACCUCGACACCAUGCGCUAUGUGCUGCGUUGCCAUGGCGCUGAGGGCACCACGCCCGAGAACGAUGAAAAGAUCCUGUAUUUAACGCCGGAGCAGGAGAAGGACAAAUCUCACUUCACAGACAGGGAGACGGGCCAGGAGCACGAGUUGAUAGAGAGCAUGCCUCUGCUCGAGUGGUUUGCCAACAACUACAAGAAGUUUGGCGCCACGCUGGAGAUCGUCACGGACAAGAGCCAGGAGGGGUCACAGUUUGUCAAGGGCUUUGGCGGCAUUGGAGGUGUGCUGCGCUACAGAGUGGACUUCCAGGGCCUUGAGUACCAGGGAGAUGAUGAUGAAUUCUUCGAUUUGGAUGACUACUAGGUAGUCCAGACUGGCACAAGGGGAGGGGGCUUGGGGAGGGGAGAGAGCGAACACAGCUUCUCUUGGGAGCAACACACAUUAUGAUGGGACGAGUUUCAAACAAGGAGGAAAACAAUCACACAUGGUGACAUAACCCUGCCUUAGAACAUAUUUCCAUCCCCUGGUUGGAUAGAACUUUUCUAGAUGUUCCUCUCAGCUAAAAGAGCCUGUGUUAAUUACGGUGAGGUCCAGAAUUUUCACCUGUUUGCCCUCACUGUGCCUGAACUCUACUUAAAUUGUAAUGCGUUUUCAUCAUUACAGAUUUCUCCCCCAUUUUUAAUCCUCAUUUUUUAAAUUUAAUUUAAUUUUUUACUUGCCACAGUUCCUUGUUUUUCCCUCCCCACCUCAGUUUGGGGGACAUUAAAUGGGAUCUGCUCUCCAGCUCCACCCUGUGGCCUCUCUUCCCAUCUUCUCACCACAUUGGAUCAGUUACCUUCCUGUUUGGACAUUCGACUUCCAUCGCUGGUGUGUUACCCAUUCCCACAAAUGGGAGCAGAGCCAUGAUUCUGCUGGGCUGAUAGUCAGAUGCGGUAGUAAUCGGUUCUCCCGCUGCCCUGUGCAAUUUUCUGGACUGGUUUACUGUGUAUGUGCAUGGGGACCAGCUGGACAGCCUCCAGUAGAGCGGCAGGCCACCGUGCUUGGACACUUAACGGAGGAAUGUGCCCCUCUGAGAAGGAAUCUUCCAGGGUGUCUUGGGAAAUGGAUCACUGGUGCCUUGUGGGAGAACGGGGAGGGUGUGAAGCCUGGACAUGGAAGACCGGCGGGGGGGGGAUCCUGUGCUGUGUGAUCUUGUUUAAAUGUCGAGCGGUCUUCAGUUCAUUAAGGAAUGCUCAGUUCUCUCCAUUUAGGCUACAGAAAAGAAACACUGUUUAGUGACCUUCAGUAUUUCUUCCACCCGCCACCUCCCCCCCCCCCGGACACACACACACACAAUAUGUGAAGCUGUCAGAUACUGUAAAGUAGGCCCUGGUGAUAAUUCUUGCGCGCAGGGCAGAAAUCCAAGUGUUAACGGCGCAUUUAUGACCAGAAUGGCUGUGACCAGCGUGGCGCAGUCUGUUUGUGUGGAACUGGGCUGAUGAACUCCCCUCCGUUAGAACCACGGCCUCUGCUGCUUGAUUUUGGUGGCUGAUGAUUUAAUUUGACUCUGGGGCAUAGUGGUGAAAGUUUCAUAUUCAAAUAAUGAUUUUUAGUCUAGCAAUUAAGAGACUUUGGGGAACCUUUGGCUCUGAGAGUGGAGUUUGCCCCCCCCCCUCCCUGACUUGGAGCUUAUAUCAGCAGUCAGAAUCGCUUUAUCCUGCAGCUGUGAAGAUAGACAAAUGGUGGCUCGUUGCUUACGCUCCUGUGGGCCUGGUCUGCAUACAGACCUUUGUCUUUCCUGAUCACUUAUCAGCUUAAAUUAAUUCCAUCCCUGACUGAACUCCCUUAAAGCCGUGACACUGUAGUGAGGUUCAUUUAGAUGGCUGGCACCCCUCUGAGCAAGGACAAGGGGAGCGCAGGCCGAAGUACCGAAUGCGCAGCUAUCCCUCUGCGACAGAACGCCCGUGCAGGAAAGUGGCACGUCUGGGCCUGCGCUCAUUCGCCCGGUGGUUUUGCAGGGCAUGUUUGACUUUCUUUGCCACGUCAUUGGCAGAGUAUAAGUGUCUGCGCAUCCAAAAGAUUAGCCAAGUAUCUGUAUGAAGAAGAGAGUGUGCUUGCAUGUAUGCGUGCCACAAAUAUUUGCACAGGGCCGGCUUUUUUUUUUGUCUGCAGAUCAUUGUGUGGGGAGCGUAGUGUGCAGUUUUUAAAACCAACAAAGCAUUCGUUCCAGGUGUGUGUGUGAGAGAAGCAUACUUUCAAUCUAAUCUGAAUUCAAAUAAGUGGAUCCACUUGGGUAUAACAUGGAGGAGACCAGUUCCUCUUCUGGGCUGCUGUUCGGUUAGUUAUAACUACUUUUUAAUUGUCUGGAUAAUACCUGACAUGCAAUUAACACCUUAAGGCAUCGGAGACAAUCCUUUUAGCGUCUGCAGGCUCAGAUUACAGGCCUCGUGGAGCGGCUUUGUCCAAGGCACUUCUGAACGAACCAACCAGCUAGUUGCGUGAAGGAUGCCACGCCAACAUGACUGCUGGUUGUACGUGUCCGUGUGUUUCUUCUGAUUUCAGGGCAUUCUGCAGCAACGGUCAGAAGAAGCCUACCGUUUGUUCGGUGCGGGAGCGCGCUGGGGAGCGGAUUUCUCCCGGGGCAUAGCUCCCGGUGCGGCACCGGUCCGCUCUCGUUUACAUAAAGACCUUCCCUUCGUGGCACUUCCUCAUCUCGGCCACGGCCCAGUCUGCAGCGUGCCUCACGCCGCUUCCAGAACCUGGACUCUCUGGCGCCUCCUACUUUACUAGUGCAGCGUUUUUUUUUGUUUGUUUGUUUUUUGUUUUGUUUUUUUUCCCCCCAUUUUAUUUUGUCGCCAUCCAUGGACUGCUACAGGACCAGAAAUCAGUUUCUAAUGUGUUGGGUUACAAUCAGUGUUUCCUCAUCGGACACGCUUCAGGAUGCUGGCAUGCCGUGUGUGAUGAACUGAGCCCCGGUGACCGCAUCCCCUGUCUUUGCUCUGGCGGGGUGCCAGCACUGUCCCUCGUGGAGCAGUGAACAUUAAACUGGUUAUUACAAACACAGCUGCCUGAAACUUACAAAAUAUGCAUUAAAACUCCCCUAAAUAAA